UAGUGUGUGAAGCGACGUGUCUUCCGUGCGUAUCGUCUGGUAGCUUCAUCGAACACCUUUACCAAACGCCUGUACCGCAUUUCCUCGCCAAGUACCGAAGGGGUAUUACCCAGUGAAUUCAAAAUUAAAUCCUUACGCCGUUUGCUCUGCACCUUGACAUCGUACAACAUGUCCAGCCCGAAAGCUGAUAUUGCGCUGAUCGGUUUGGCCGUGAUGGGACAAAAUUUGAUCCUCAACAUGGACUCGAAGGGUUUUGUCGUUUGCGCUUACAAUCGUACCGUGGAUAAGGUUACCCAUUUCCUGGAGAAUGAAGCCAAAGGUACCAACAUCAUUGGGGCCACCUCGCUGCAAGAUAUGGUGAACAAGUUGAAGACACCACGCAAGAUUAUGAUGCUGGUAAAAGCCGGCAGUGCAGUAGAUGAUUUCAUUAACCAACUACUUCCGUUGAUCGAGAAGGGUGACGUGAUCAUUGACGGUGGUAACUCGGAACAUCAGGACUCGGCCCGUCGUUAUGAGGAGCUGAAGGCAAAGGGUAUCCUGUACGUGGGCUCGGGUGUAAGCGGUGGGGAGGAAGGUGCCCGCUAUGGGCCAUCCCUAAUGCCCGGAGGACAUCCAGACGCUUGGCCGUUGAUUAAAGAUAUCUUCCAGGCAAUUUGUGCCAAAUCGAAUGGUGACCCAUGCUGCGAGUGGGUUGGCGAAGGAGGUGCUGGUCACUUCGUGAAGAUGGUACACAAUGGCAUCGAGUACGGUGAUAUGCAGCUCAUCUGCGAAGCGUACCAUCUAAUGCUCGCUCUCGGAAUGACACAGAAGGAGAUGGCACAGGAAUUCGACGAAUGGAACAAGGGUGUUCUGGAUUCGUUCCUGAUUGAAAUCACUCGCGACAUUCUAAAUUACCGGGACGAGGAGGGCUAUCUGCUGGAACGCAUCCGUGACACGGCCGGACAGAAGGGUACGGGCAAAUGGACAGCGAUCGCCGCACUUCAUCAUGGUGUACCAGUUACGUUGAUCGGUGAAGCCGUAUUCUCACGUUGUUUGUCUGCACUGAAGGAGGAACGCGCUCGUGCUAGUAAACAGCUUGCAGGACCCAGCACCAAAGCUUCCGUGACUGAUCGCAAAAAAUUCCUUACGCACAUCCGCAAUGCACUGUACUGCGCCAAGAUCGUUUCUUACGCCCAAGGAUUCAUGCUUCUGCGGGAAGCUGCGAACGAGUACAAGUGGAACCUAAACUACGGUGGGAUUGCACUGAUGUGGCGUGGCGGUUGCAUCAUUCGCAGCGUGUUCCUUGGCAACAUUCGCGAUGCGUUUGUGAGAAAUCCACUACUGACGAACUUGUUGCUGGAUGAUUUCUUUAAGAAAGCCAUGAUGGAUAACCAGCAGUCGUGGCGUGAGGUGGUGAGCCAAGCUGUGCUGUGGGGUGUGCCAGUGCCGGCCCUAUCGGCUGCACUCGCCUUCUUCGACGGGUACCGUUCGGAGCGUUUGCCCGCCAACUUGUUGCAGGCACAGCGUGACUAUUUCGGUGCCCACACAUACGAGCUGCUGGGUAAAGAGGGUAAAUUCGUACACACUAACUGGACCGGUAAGGGUGGUAACGUUUCCGCCAGUACCUAUUUGGCUUAAGCGGGCUGUUUAACCGGUGGAACGGUAGAUCAAUAAUACUUAUUAACUUUCGCACGUCAGAAAGCGCUCCAUUCCAUCAUCAUAAAAUUAAAUCUCCUUCCCGAGAACAGUGUUGCAUGUUUGGCAUUGUUUUUUUUUCUUUGGCUCAUCGAUUUCGAUGCACCCACACGUUUUAGGUGCAUCAGUUUAUUUAUUGUUGUAUAUUUUUGUACUCUGUUUUUCUUGUAAUAAAAAAUCAUGUUGAACCCGAA
This is a messenger RNA of Anopheles moucheti, 1868 nucleotides long. It is a transcript of the gene Pgd, whose product is annotated as 6-phosphogluconate dehydrogenase, decarboxylating. Gene Ontology annotation, molecular function: phosphogluconate dehydrogenase (decarboxylating) activity; NADP binding. Bases 169 to 1617 code for a protein of 482 amino acids. Gene Ontology annotation, biological process: pentose-phosphate shunt, oxidative branch; pentose-phosphate shunt. The transcript is spliced from 5 exons. Lineage: Eukaryota; Metazoa; Arthropoda; Insecta; Diptera; Culicidae. The record is from RefSeq and is a predicted model, not a curated record. Gene Ontology annotation, cellular component: cytosol.